Necator americanus (New World hookworm) is the source of this 1695-nucleotide messenger RNA. RefSeq lists its product as uncharacterized. Gene Ontology annotation, cellular component: cell cortex. The transcript is spliced from 11 exons. Gene Ontology annotation, biological process: imaginal disc-derived wing hair organization. Bases 1 to 1695 code for a protein of 564 amino acids. The record is from RefSeq and is a predicted model, not a curated record. NCBI's taxonomy places the organism in Eukaryota, Metazoa, Nematoda, Chromadorea, Rhabditida, Ancylostomatidae.
AUGUUCACUGUAGUAUUACGUCUUUAUGACGUUCUGCUUCUGCUUAUCGUCGUAAUUCAACGCUCUGAAGCUGCAUCCUUACAUUCUGUCGGCGGCAUACUCAACGCAGUCGUAAGAAAACCUGGCCUACCGGACACGUUGUUCCCCACGAUUUGCCCUCCGCUAUGCUCAGAACUUUUCCAUGCUGAGGAAAUCGUUCAAAAUAAUUCCUAUAGCGAACGAUGUACAUGUAUGUGUCCGCGAACAAUGCCAGUCUACCUGAACACAGCCGGAUAUUGUGUGGAUCGUCUCGAUGAAUGUCGUCACAAUCUCGCGUUCAAUUCGUCGAUCGAGACCGAGCGUCUGAUUCCGGUUGUGUCGUUACCGGCGAAGAAUGGGGUCCUACAUCCGAAAGUCCCGAUACGAUGGCGAGAUGGAGGUAUAGCAGUUUCACCGGAGGGCAGCGUCGACUGUACCGUGAGCGCAGUGUUCUUCGAUAACAUGGAUCAUCGGUGGAGAGCAACCACUCGACGAACCCUUUUCGAGAUAUCUACAGUACGUGGACGCCCUGCGGUAAUGUUUCUUGGCACGGAAACAGAUGUGGCGAUCCUGACUGGAGCUGUUGUCCAGCUGAAGCUAUCCUGCGCCGGUUUUGCGCCGGACGAACACUGUCUUUCUUUCCGGGUCACUGGAGUAUCCGGAGAAAAUCCUUACCUUCCACCUUCUUCCGGGACCAGAGCAGAGCUAUUGUUCAUCCUGGUGCUUGCGUUUCUUCUUGCGCUUACCGUAAUUGGUUCUUUUAUCGUUUGGCAUCUAUGUUGGCGAAUCAAAAAACGACAAUUGAUUUCCGAUAUUCAAAUGCAAUUCCUCUAUCAUUUACAGCAACAACAAGAAGCACAAAAGAUGGCGGCCGCACACGCCUCUGAAAUGAGUCAAUGUGAAUUCAAGGCCGCCUUGGAACGUAUCCCGAAACGCCGGCUGUAUUUCAGUUCAGAGUACUUGGAUGAGGCGAUGAUGGUGAAUCCACCACCAGUUGCCGAACAAUUCCUCGCUGAUCUACGGAGAGUGAUAGAAACAGCACGAGAACGAAUAAGGAUGCGACGUUUUGUGCCCAUGCUGAUCACCAUACCUGAGGACCAUGAGGAGACCACGAGUUCCGUUGUCCAAGAGAAUGAGCCAAAUAAUGAAGAAUCGCAUGUGAUCAACCAGCAAGAGUCACCGAAAAGCGACAAAUCCGUCGACAGCGGUCGAGAAUCACGUUCGGAUUCGGAUGACUCAAGUAAGGAGGAGGAGGAUGAGGACGAAGAGGUUCAACCGCAAGAAAACGAAAAUCCUCAAAACGAGGAGCGGAAGGGAAGCGUACGAAAUCUUGUACACGGAUUUGAAACUCGUUCGUCGCCAACAACGCAACUUCCGAAACCAUCGCGGAUUCCUCCACGGAUCCCAGCGAAACCUCGUGCGCCGCCCACCUCUCAAAUCCCUACACUUCUAGGCGAAUCAAGUCCACGACCGCUGCAGAAAUCUCUUUCGUUGGCGCGUGUUCCUUCUCUACCGAAGACCUCACCUCCACGAAUGCCGUCGGAUUCCAGAGCUCGCAAAGGAUACGCCGUCUUCCCAGCCGAUCCAAUGCUGAACAAAUCGUUACCGCGACGCAAACGUGCAAUCCCUCGACUUGUAGCCGAAACGUCCUCGUCUACGUCUACCGCUUCCAGUUAG